Molecule: messenger RNA, 729 nt
Organism: Lichtheimia ornata
Lineage: Eukaryota; Fungi; Mucoromycota; Mucoromycetes; Mucorales; Lichtheimiaceae
Exons: 6
Coding region: 1-729 (242 amino acids)
Biological process (GO): protein transport to vacuole involved in ubiquitin-dependent protein catabolic process via the multivesicular body sorting pathway
Cellular component (GO): ESCRT I complex
Molecular function (GO): protein-containing complex binding
Source: RefSeq, a predicted model, not a curated record
AUGGAGUCCCCCACCAAGCACACGCAUGUGCCACGAUAUGCACCCAACUAUUAUGACAACACAGCCAAAAAUAUCAACCUAGAUGAGGAAGUACGGCUAUUUAGCAACAACAAGGAAAGAGACAAGUAUGACAAUAUGGCCGACUUGUUUGCCAUAAUCGUGCUGAUGGAGCACCUGGAGAAGGCCUUCAUUCGCGAUUCUAUUACAGCUGAAGAGUACACACCACAAUGUGCCAACCUUAUUGCAAAGUACAAAACGACCAUGAACUUUUUAUCUGACAGCGUGAACAAUCUCGAGACGUUUAUGGAUGAUUACAAGCUUUCAUGUCCAGCAGCUGUGAAUCGAUUCAAGAUUGGAGUACCAGCAACCUAUGAACAUGCAGUGGGAGACAACAAACAAGAUGUGGGCAAGUCUGCAAAAUACAUUGCCGAGAGUGUAUUGCAUUUUAUUACAUUGAUGGAUACGUUGCGACUGAAUCGAUAUGCGGUGGACGAGCUACAUCCCAUUCUAGCUGAUUUGAUUCAAUCUCUGAACAAUGUGCCUGGGUUGCCAGGGGACUUUGAAGGAAGAUCCAAGGUGCGACAAUGGCUGAUUACACUCAAUUCAAUGAAGGCCAGUGAUGAGAUUACAGAAGAGCAAGCACGUCAAAUGCUAUUUGAGAUGGAGCAAUCACAUACCGAGUUUUAUCGAUUAUUAAGUGGAGAUCAAAAGGGGAUCAAUGUAGAAUGA